This is a messenger RNA of Lolium rigidum, 1281 nucleotides long. Its product is annotated as cysteine-rich receptor-like protein kinase 41. NCBI's taxonomy places the organism in Eukaryota, Viridiplantae, Streptophyta, Magnoliopsida, Poales, Poaceae. Gene Ontology annotation, biological process: protein phosphorylation. Gene Ontology annotation, molecular function: ATP binding; protein kinase activity. The record is from RefSeq and is a predicted model, not a curated record. The transcript is spliced from 5 exons. The coding region runs from base 172 to 819 and encodes 215 amino acids.
UUGAAAGUCCACGCGCUUCUACCAUACAGCCCUCACUCCUCUCCUUCCGGCUUUCAGAUUCAGAUCUCAGAAACUAGCGAUCGAUAUGAAGCUCGAUCCCGCGCCAUCGAUAUGAAGCUCUCCCCGGCCGCGUGCACCAAGCAUCAGCUACUUCCAUUCUAGCAGCUGCAAAUGGAUCGCGAGCCUAAUAUGAAGCGUGUCAUGGAGCAUAUGUUGUUUGAUGCAAGUGCACAACCGCCCGAUUUGUUUUUAUCCCUUCUGAAAUACAUAACGAAUGAUUUCUCCGAUGAUCAGCAAACUGGCAGGGGCCGGGUUUCCACUGUUUAUAAGAAACUGCUUGGAAACGGGACUGUCGCCACAAAGGAGUUGAAUGAAACACUUGGUAUUCUUGCGAACAAAUUCAACGAAGAGGUUGGCUGUUUAAUGAAGACGAAGCAUAAAAAUAAUUUGCAAUUUCUAGAAUAUUGUUGUGAGACACAAGGGAUAAUUGUAGACCACGAGGGGAAGUUCGACAAGUAUACCACUGGAGUAUCUCGUAUACUUGAUCGGAGAAACUGUUAUGAAAUAAUCGAGGGAAUUUGUGAAGGUUUAGAUUGUCUGCAUGUGAAGCGGUGUAUUCUCCACUUAGACCUUAAACCCGCAAAUAUACUCUUGGAUGAUACUAUGGCACCGAAAAUUGCGGAUUUUGGUAUCCCAAGAUGGUUCAUGCAGCGGAUAUAUGGCACCCGAAUUUUUUGGAUGAAAAAUAACAUUCAAGUCAGACAUAUACAGUUUGGGUGUUAUAAUCAUAGAGAUACUAACAGGAGGUUGGUUGUCUAAUAAAGGCAAAGCACAAGAAUAUAGUACGGUUUCUUGGAUAUUGUGCUUACACACAAGAAACAGAGUCCUCUGCUUUGAGUAUCUACCCAACGGAAGUCUUGAAAAAUAUAUCAGCGAUAUAUCUACAUGUGAAUCAAGAUACUAUUCACUUAACCUUAAACUCGCAAUCAUAUUGUUGGAUGAUAAUAUGGUACCAAAAAUAACUGAUUUUGGUCUCUCAAGAUGCUUUGAUUAUGGUCUCUCAAGAUGCUUUGAUGAAAUGUAAAGCCAGACUUGUACUUCAAAUCCGAAAGAAUCAUUGUAAACUAUCUAUGAAUUAGAUAAAUCAGAAUCUUCUUUCCUCUUUUGAGUUGGUAGGAAUUGUAAGAUCUACGAACGAAUUUGUAAAGUUGACAAGGAUUUCUCCACUGAUAAAGACAUAGAUAUGGCCCUUUUCCUUAUUUUAGUGCAAAAGAUUUAUCA